GAAUUGGCAGAGAUAAUUGACCCCGAUUCUCAACAAACAGCGAGUAUCAGAGCUGCAGUAUGUCCCAUUUACUCUGCUGCUGCUGCUUCUCCCAUGAAAGCAACGAAAACGAGAGACAGCCGCUCCUGCAACCUACAUCCUCAGAACCAACUAAAGCUGAAUCAGCGAGACAAAAACCAGCACACAUUGAUGCACAGGAGCAAAGGCGCAGUGGCAAGUUGGUGAUGAGGCGAGUGUGUGUGUCAGAGCUGGACAAGAGGUUCUCUGAUGUGGCAGAGACCUUCAAUGAGCAGCAUGACCACUACAAGACAAUGGUGAAACACAUCAUCAACCUGCGACAGAACUAUGGAUGUAACCAUGACAACACAUUGCUUCUAUAUGAAUGUGUGAAGAAGAUCAGAGAGGAGCAUGGAGCCCGGUAUAGGGUAGCUGUUCAGAUGAAGGGCUAUGAUUUCUCUCUUUUUGUUGUUCUGCUGAGCCCAAAGGGUGAACUGGAGGAGACGCUGCCUCCCUGCCUGCAGUUGGCUCAGGAUGAGCUGAAGAGUGUGUCUCUGGCCGCCAAGGCCAUCAUCUCAGUGGGAACCAAACUCCAGGAGCUGAUUGGUUGGCUUCUCCGUAGCGAGGAGCAGAUGGCUGAGCAGGUGAAGGAGGCAGCACCAAACUACCAGGAGCAGCAGAGGCUGGAUGAGAACCUGCAGGAGAGCUUGAAAGAAGUGAUGAGGGCAAAAGAGAUGUCACUGAAAUACAAGCAACAGGCUGGGGAGGUCCUUACGGAGGCUGCUCAGAUGGCAGGAAUUAACCUUUAGUUAUAUAUAUAUACAUACACACACGCACAAACCCAUGCACAUUGGAAUGAAAUUCCAUAUCAAUUAGGUGUACAUACAAUAGGUUACUACUGUAUGCUGUUCUGGAACUACUCCUAAAAUAAUGAAAAUGGGGGGAGGGGGUCUUUU
Molecule: messenger RNA, 953 nt
Organism: Lampris incognitus (smalleye Pacific opah)
Lineage: Eukaryota; Metazoa; Chordata; Actinopteri; Lampriformes; Lampridae
Exons: 4
Coding region: 60-806 (248 amino acids)
Source: RefSeq, a predicted model, not a curated record